Messenger RNA from Blepharisma stoltei, 2067 nucleotides. Lineage: Eukaryota; Ciliophora; Heterotrichea; Heterotrichida; Blepharismidae. The record is from the annotation of a GenBank genome assembly.
AUGUCAAACUCAGAACAGACUCCUCCGCAACAAUCAGGUUUGAACGUAAAUGCUGCUGAAUUCAACUUCAACUUAAAUGCCAGUGAGUUUGUUCCAUCUUUUGGCACUACACAAGUAAACCCUCCUGGAUAUGAGAAUCCUUCGUAUCAAAAUACGUACUUGUAUAAUCAAGACCCACAGAACAUGUAUUAUAACCAGCAGUACCAGCAAUACGGCCAAUAUGGUCAAUACGAAUAUCCUCAGCAGUACUAUAACCUCCAGCAGCCUUAUUAUUACCCAGAAAAUCAACCCCCUGAGGAGCCAGAAGAACCAGAAGAUAACACAAUCAGCUUCAGUGACUUCGAAAACUCACGGUCAAGCAAGCCUAAAGUUACACCAGGCCCAAAACUUGGCUUUAAAAGUAUGACAUUUUUAUACGAUUUUUCACUUUUAAAAUCAUAAAAAAUUAUAGAAAAUUCAUAGAAAAUUACUAUAUAAAUGUAGGGGAAGAAGUGCGACAAGUAGUCGAACAAGAAGAAGCCCCUAAAGAAGAAGUAAAAGUCGCCCCAAAAGUCAGGAAACCAGUCAUCAAAAGCAUCACAGAAAAACCAAUUGACAAAGCUGCCUUAAUCGCGAAACUAAGAGAAUCAGCUGCUAAUGAAGAACAGCCGCUUGUCGAGCCUGAUAAAAUAAAAGAGCCAGUUAACAUUGUGUUUAUUGGCCACGUGGACUCUGGGAAGUCAACUAUUUGUGGAAGCAUUUUAUUGCUGUCUGGAAAAGUUGACCAAAGAAUCAUCGAAACUUAUGAACAAGAAGCCAAAAGGCUUGGAAGGGACUCAUGGUGGCUUGCUUAUAUUAUGGAUCAAACUGACGAAGAAAGAGAAAAAGGGAUCACGGUUGAAGUCGGAAAAGCGUUUUUUGAGACUCCGACAAAAAGAUUUUCAAUUUUAUGCUGUUUUGUAAUGAAUUUUGCAUAUUUUUUAUUAAAAAAAAAAUAAAUUCAUUGAAAAAAGUGUAGAUGCCCCAGGCCAUAAAGCUUAUGUCCCUAAUAUGAUAGGAGGUGCAUCUCAAGCUGACUAUGCAUCUUUGGUGAUUUCUGCAAGAAUUAGUGAGUUCGAAACUGGAUUCGACAGAGGUGGCCAAACCCGAGAGCAUGCUAUGUUGGCCAAGUCUCUAGGAAUUAGCAACUUAAUAGUCGUCAUCAACAAAAUGGACGACCCUUCAGUCAACUGGUCUCAAGAUCGCUUUGAACAGAUCAAGCGAGAAAUGAGCCCAUUUUUGUCGGAAAAAUGCAAAUAUGACCUUAGCCAAGUCCACUGGAUCCCAAUUUCUGGCAUUUCAGGGGCUAAUAUUAUAGAAAGAGUUAAACCAGAGACUGCACCUUGGUAUAAUGGCCCAACACUUUUUGAGAUUUUCGACUCUUUACCACUGCCUGUGAGGUCUGCUGAAGCUCCAUUAAGAAUCCCAAUACUUGACAGAAGCAAAGACCAAGGAAUAAUCAUAUAUGGAAAAGUAGAAAGUGGGCAAGUUGUCAAAGGGCAGAGAGUUAUCGUCAUGCCUAUCAGGAUAAAAGGAGAAAUCGUAGAAAUUAUUGGAGCUGAAGAAUCUAGGCUUAUGUACGCAAAUGCUGGAGAAAAUGUAAGGAUCAAAUUGAAGGUCCCUGAAGAAGUUGAAAUUCAGAGAGGGUUUACUAUUUGUGAUAUACACGAUGUCUGUCAUGCAGCACAAGAAUUUUCUGCUGACGUACAACUCUUAGAUCUUUUAGAAGAAAAGCAAGUCGUCUCAGCUGGCUACCAAUGUGUUAUGCACGCCCACACAGCAGUUGAAGAAUGCGAGAUCUUAGAAAUCACUGCCCUAAUUGAUGUUGCUAGAAAAAAGAAAUCAAAAACGUCAUUUGGCAGGUCAAACCAAAGGAUUUUGAUGCGUGUUAAAGCAGAAGAAGAAAUCUGUGUAGAGCCAUUUACCAAAAUGAACCAGCUUGGAAGAUUUACACUGAGAGAUGAAGGUAAAACAGUUGGGCUUGGAAAAAUCAUUGAAAUUGUGGAAGCAGCAGAAGAAGCUCCAGAAGAAGAGCCAGCUAAUAAGUAA